UCAUAUAUUGACGCUUGGGCAGGUUCCCUCAGCGUCACAUAUUGACGCGUCGGGUAGCCCGUUCGCGUCAAUAUGUGACGAGGAGGGUUCUCUCAUUGAAUGCUGUACGGCUCCUUAAGCGUCCAAAACCGACGAUCUAGGAACAAAUAAGAUGACGAGUCUGUUCUAUUUUUGUAAAAGGCACACAAUUCGUGCAUAGCAGAUGUAUUUGUAGGUUUUUAACUAUUUAGUUAAUUUUACUUCAGUUUUAAAAGAUCCUCCGGUUCUCUGAAGCCGCGAUUGUAUCUACAUUUCUGUUUAUUUUUUAACAGCAGACACGAAUUACACCAGUUUCACUGAUUUAAUCGUAACUUCAUGAUUGUAAAGGACAUAAUAUUCUAAUUUUUACACAAUAAUAAAAAAAGAAAGGAAUACGUAUGUUAUUUGGAGUUUAUGAGGUUACAGAUAAUAGCGGCAUGCACCUCCGAAGUCGUUUGCAGUCCAUUAAUAAUAAAAAAAAGAAUUUUAAUAAAAAUGUUUAAGAAGAGUGAGGGUGCAUUUCCUUUUGUGAUUACAUGCCAGACGGUUCUGUAAACGUUUGAUUAAAAUAAAAAUAAGGACAGAUCCCACCCGUCCAUAAAUCUACGAAGAAGAAGAAGAAGAAGAAGCUGACGUCAUCGCAUGCGACAUUGGACCCCGGUUCUUCUUUGAGAUAUUCAUCUGACAUACAUUUCUGCUCAUUCAUAGCACCCACAAAAGGCACUUUUAAGAGCCACGUUUGUCAAAUCUCUGCGUCAUCUUUUUUGUCAUAUCUCUUCGUCAUCUUUGUGUUCUUAAUUUGUCUAUUGUUCUUCACGUAAUUUGUCAACAGUUCUGUUUGUUUGUUUGUUUGUUUGUCCAUCAUAAGUCUUUGCAUUCUAUUUUGCUCUUUGUCAGUGUUUUUUAAGUAUGACACGCCCCAAAUUCAGGCCAUGCGCACAGUGUCAAACGCCCAAUCAGGCAAACAGAAAAAGUUGUGUCGCCUGCCACCAGAGUCUUUACACCAAAAAAAAAAUAAAAGAAAAGUUUCAGACAUUCAAUGAUCAGUGGAGGGAAACAGUUUUAAAAAACAGAAAUGUUUCCCGCAUAAUGGAUUCUGCGGAAAUUGCAGUUCGCAAACUUCAUGCUUUAGGCUAUAAGCCUAUUUUAUUUUUUGCUAAGGAAGAUAAGUCUUCAAGCAAGUGGGUAGCAGAUGCAAUUACUCUUUUGGAGCCCACUGCUACUACAAAUAAUUUUCUUGAGAAGAUGCAAAGGGCUUAUGAAUUUCUCCUCCCUGAAGGCACGUCUGUACCAGUGCAGCCCGACACCUCCACGGAACAGCAGGUUUUUUCACCCAAAGAGCAGUGGGCUGAUGAAAAAGCUGAGAACCUGGUCUAUGAACCAACAGAGACCAUAGCUGAGGAAGAGCCUGUGAUUGUGCUUGAUCUGGUUCCUGUUUCUCCUCCUAUUGUUCCUUCUUCUCCGGCUUUCCAGAAGAAGAAAAGAGCCAGAAGCACCUCUCCACCUGCCUCUCCUCCUACUCUGCCAUCUGUCUCUCCCAUAGACCAGCCAAACCAACAUUCAUAUGAAUCGCCUGCUGCCCAUGCCAUCUCGUUAAGUCAGGGUGGCCUAUUUGAAAAUAAGAAGAGAAAGGGUUGCCGGAAAUGUAGCAGACAAAAGGUGUUCCUGUUUGACUCAAUCACUGGGCAUAGGACUAAUGCGGGCAAAGAGGAAGUAAAAAUUCAUUGGUUGCCCUGCUCUGCUUGCGGGAAAAUCUGGGAUGACACCUGGGAACCUGCAAGUGAAUUCACACAUGUUGCUGUCCCCCAAGAGCUUCUUCCUUCAGACAGCAAACAAGUCCUUCCAUGAUGUUGCUCUUUCUUUUUUUGUGUUACAAAGUUGUAAUUUCCAUUUUUCUAUAACUGCAGUUUGACUAUAUUAAAAGGUUUUCUGUGUAAUAUUGUUUUCGGCUUAUUUUGGGCUGUUUAUUGACACGUCUUUGUCAUGUUCUGUAAAAGACUGAGUGAUGCUGGUUGAGUCACUGCAUGAACAAGUUAUUUUGCCUGUAUUGAGGCUUCAAAUUUUGAACAGGAUUGUUUGUACAUUUUGGCUUGUAAUAGUUGACCUAAUGUCUUAAAUCCUUUAAACAUUUGUUUUUGAGUGUUUUGAAGGUUGAUGUGGAUGUACAAAGUAUAGUCUAUUAAAAUAGAAAAAAAUGUAUAAAUAUAACUUAAUUUAAAUAUAACUAAUUGGAAGUUGUUUCAUGCCAAGAAGCAUGAAAAUUUCAACAAUUCAACAUCACCUUUUUUGUGUCAUGUAUUUUGUCAA
Xiphophorus hellerii (green swordtail) is the source of this 2325-nucleotide messenger RNA. RefSeq lists its product as uncharacterized. The transcript is spliced from 7 exons. Bases 928 to 1866 code for a protein of 312 amino acids. The record is from RefSeq and is a predicted model, not a curated record. Lineage: Eukaryota; Metazoa; Chordata; Actinopteri; Cyprinodontiformes; Poeciliidae.